Messenger RNA from Impatiens glandulifera, 1330 nucleotides. RefSeq lists its product as uncharacterized. The transcript has a single exon. The record is from RefSeq and is a predicted model, not a curated record. The coding region runs from base 58 to 1095 and encodes 345 amino acids. Lineage: Eukaryota; Viridiplantae; Streptophyta; Magnoliopsida; Ericales; Balsaminaceae.
AUACACAGUCGUCUCAAAUCCAUUUUCUACUUUCUGCAGAAAACUAACUCGCCGGAGAUGCAGCCGGGAAAUCGAAACCGACCUGAAGCAGAGCGUCUCCUUGGAUUCGCCGAGAAGCUUCUUCACGGCAAAGAUUUCAACAAUUCAAGAAACUAUGCUAUAUUAGCCCAAGAAAACGAUCCUCUUCUUGAAGGCUCCGACCAGAUCCUCGCAAUCGCCGACGUUCUAAUGGCAGCCGAGAAACGCAUUAGUAAUCACUUCGAUUGGUACGCCAUCCUUCAAGUAGACCGACGCUCCGACGACCUAGAACUCAUCAAACGUCAGUUUCGUCGUCUCGCAUUUCUCCUCCAUCCUGAUAAGAAUAAACUCCCUUUCGCCGACGCUGCUUUCCGUAUAAUCGCCGAUGCCUGGCAAGUUCUCUCAGAUCCGAGCAAGAAAUCGCUAUAUGACAACGAAUUAGGGUUUUUCUCAAGAGUCGACCUUGUUCCUCAGAAAAUCAAUCGAGAUCAAAAUCAACCAGAUCUACAAGAAAACAAAGUUCUUGAGCGGAAGAGCGGUGGAAGAGGAUCUGGAAAGAGAGGUCGACCGCCUGGAAGAGGCGGCGGUCGAAGCGGCGGUCGAAGCGGUCAACAACAACAACCAGCUACAGCUAGGGUAAAAACAUUUUGGACUAUAUGCCCUUACUGUUACAAUUUGUACGAGUAUCCUUCUAUUUACAAAGACUGUUGUAUGCAAUGCCAAAAGUGUGAGAGAUCUUUCCAUGGUGCUCCGAUUAAAUCCAUGCCGCCUAUUGUUCCUGGUAAGGAUGCUUAUUACUGUUGUUGGGGUUUUUUCCCUAUGGGUUUUUCCGUUGGAGAUCCAGAAAUGCUUAAAAAGAAGUUUUCAAAUCCUGAACCUCCAUUGACGGGUGAGACUCCUUUGGAUACCAGUGUUUCCGGCGUUGCACGGCGAGGCAGACCCCCUGGUCGCGGCCGUGGUCGUGGCCGUGGCCCAAUUCGUAUUCCUAUCCCUAUCUCAAACGAUCAAUCCACUGCUGGGUCGAGUGAUCCUGCUAAGAAGAAGAGGGGAAGGCCAAGGAAAUACUUGCAGACUUAAUCAAUGGAUUGAAUUGAGAUGGGAAGAUGAUUGGGGGAAAUGGGUAUGCUUUAAUUAGGUUUUGAAUGGAUGGAAGGAUGGAUGGAUGAUCUCUAACUUAGGACUCCAUUGUUGCAUAAAACCAAGUAAGUAAUGAAGUUUUUCAAUUGCAGUUUUAGUCUUCUUCUGUAAUCUUGUUCUUGUUUGUAAAAUUCUAUCUUAGCAAUUUAUAUCAUUAGAUGAUGAAUCAAUUAUC